Drosophila virilis is the source of this 883-nucleotide messenger RNA. RefSeq lists its product as uncharacterized. NCBI's taxonomy places the organism in Eukaryota, Metazoa, Arthropoda, Insecta, Diptera, Drosophilidae. The record is from RefSeq and is a predicted model, not a curated record.
CUAGGCAAACCUCAGUAUACUUGUACUUGACUUUCCACAAUACACAUACAAAAACAUACAACAAACAUAACAAGAAAAUGCAGUUUCCACUUAAAUUGUUACUGUCAAUGGCUGCCGCGUUCAUUGCAUUGAACCGCUUACCCAGCAGCUGGGCCAGAUAUUUACCUCCGCCAGCAACCGAGUCUGUGCCAGCCGCCAACGCAAAUGCAAUGUCAUCCACUCUAAUGGAUGCCAACGAUUCACCGACAUCCACCAACAGCAGCGUGGUUAUGGGUGUCGAUGUCGAUGUCGACGAUGAUAGUUUGGAUGAUGGCUAUACAGCUACUGCCACAGCUGCUGUCACUGCUAGGGGCAGCGAUACUUAUACCACCAGUGUAACAGAAGCUGCUACAUUGGAGCAUAUACGGCGCCGUCGGGAGGUUCAAUGUCCACAGGACAUUACCGAUAUAAAUAUUAUACACUUGCCCUGUGAUCUCGAUAUACCGGAUAUCAGUAAAUAUAUUGAGAACUUGCCAAAUCAAUGCAUAUGUGCCUAUAAUGCUCGCUACAGCUCGGAACAGGAUUAUCGCAAUUUCAUGAUACUCCAACUUGAGGGUUUCUUCUUUGGGCAAUACUCGGAACGCUUUAAGCGCUUCGAGGUUGAUCCCCAUGAGUUUGAUUAUAGGAUGUAAAGUACGUGUUUUAAUAAUGCUAACAGAUUCUUUUCAGAUUUCAAACAAAAGAAACACAUCUAAAAGAUAGGUGGGAUAGGGAAAGAUAUACCCGUAUAGUAAGGAAAUCGUGUAUAAAAUUUGGCUACAAAUUUGUAUCAAAAUUUUACUACUUUAUGAUACGAAGUUUCCAUUAAAGUAACUGGGUAACAGUUGAAUUUUACGGAAAAGAA